AUGGAGCAAUGGAAGGUGGAGAAGAUAGUUAGCAAGCUCGUACAUGGCGAGGCAAUAUCAUACAAGGUCAGAUGGGAGGGAUAUGAAGCUGAAGAUGACACUUGGGAGGAUCCAACAGCGCUGGAGCAGGCGCAGGAGGCAGUCAGAGCAUACGAAGAGGCCCUAGGGCACUCUGGGCUGCGCGGCCGUCGACAAGCUGACGGAUCGACUUUCUACGGAGAACCUAGAGGGCGGCUACGACGCUAA
This is a messenger RNA of Endocarpon pusillum Z07020, 246 nucleotides long. RefSeq lists its product as uncharacterized. NCBI's taxonomy places the organism in Eukaryota, Fungi, Ascomycota, Eurotiomycetes, Verrucariales, Verrucariaceae. Gene Ontology annotation, biological process: negative regulation of transcription by RNA polymerase II; chromatin organization. The transcript has a single exon. The record is from RefSeq and is a predicted model, not a curated record. Gene Ontology annotation, cellular component: pericentric heterochromatin. Gene Ontology annotation, molecular function: chromatin binding. The coding region runs from base 1 to 246 and encodes 81 amino acids.